UUUAUCCUCACUUACGCCUAGAAGAGCUUACUCGAUCUCCUUCGGAACCCCCAGAAAUCGCAUGCGCACGAUUCCGAGAGAUGCAAAUGUCAAUCUGGCAGGGAAGGAUCCUCAUAGGGGCAGAUGCCUCCAAGUCAAGGAUCCGCACGUCGAUAGGGAUUGUCCUCCCGGACCACAACAUCAGGGAGACCUGGCUGUUACAUAACUAUUGCAGUGUAUACGGGGCAGAAGCCCUGGGUAUAAAACGGGCGUUACAUCUAAGCUCAAGCCUAGACGGUCCGUCAGUCAUAUGCUCUGACAGUAAGUCCGCCAUACAGGAGAUAGGCAAUAUCUCCUUCUCGUCCCCGGCACUUCUUAUCGACAUCGCGGACAAUAUUAGUCAACAUCCCAAACCCAUAGAAAUCGGGUGGACCCCUGGCCACGUGGGAAUUGAUAUCAACGAGGCGAUGGACAGAGCCGCGAGAACAGAUACCCCUUCAGGCUCUUGGCGUGGGUCACUUAUGGCCCGCAACUUAAUCCGGGAGUAUAGAGAAAAACAAAAAAUAGAGAUCACAGAAUUGUGGUCAGAACACUUGCGUAAUAAAGGCCGAGACCACCUUAGACCCUUCGCCCCCUGGCCUUACAGGCACACUUCUUCUCGGAAUGCGGAGACCCUUUUGGCCCGCCUAAGAACUGACACUGCCCCUCUUAACGGGUUCCUCUGUUCUAGAAACCUAUGUGCUUCACCAGACUGUCCACAUUGUGGUGCUCAGGAGACAUCCGGACAUUUUUGGUUGAUGUGCCCGAGAUAUACGGAAGCCCGACAAGAACUCGCUUGUACUCUGAAGAUCGAUCUCGCAAUCAUCAAGACUUUAACACCCAUAUAUUGGGCAAGAACAGACCUCUCACCUAGACAGCACGUGCAGGCCCUCGAACGUUACGUAGCACGCACAUAUCGAUUUGACUAA
Messenger RNA from Centruroides sculpturatus (bark scorpion), 947 nucleotides. RefSeq lists its product as uncharacterized. Gene Ontology annotation, molecular function: nucleic acid binding; RNA-DNA hybrid ribonuclease activity. The coding region runs from base 81 to 947 and encodes 288 amino acids. The transcript has a single exon. Lineage: Eukaryota; Metazoa; Arthropoda; Arachnida; Scorpiones; Buthidae. The record is from RefSeq and is a predicted model, not a curated record.